Molecule: messenger RNA, 1021 nt
Organism: Daphnia pulex (common water flea)
Lineage: Eukaryota; Metazoa; Arthropoda; Branchiopoda; Diplostraca; Daphniidae
Product: methylmalonic aciduria type A homolog, mitochondrial-like
Exons: 5
Coding region: 33-755 (240 amino acids)
Cellular component (GO): cytoplasm
Molecular function (GO): GTP binding; GTPase activity
Source: RefSeq, a predicted model, not a curated record
AAUUAACUGUUCAGAUUUUGCUAGGAUCACUGAUGGGUGACAAAACAAGAAUGCAAGAACUUUCACGAGACCUGAAUGCUUUUAUACGUCCUUCGCCGACCAGUGGACAUUUGGGUGGUGUCACUCGUUCCACAAAUGAGGCCAUAAUUAUGUGCGAAACAGCUGGUUACAAGACGGUUUUCAUUGAAACGGUUGGUGUAGGACAGUCUGAAUACGCCGUAGCCGAUAUGGUCGACAUGUUUGUUGUUCUGAUUCCGCCGGCUGGAGGAGACGAACUUCAGGGGUUGAAGCGCGGUAUAAUGGAGCACAGUCACCUGGUAGUUGUGAACAAAGCCGAUGGAGAUUUGAUGGAAGCCGCGAUGAGAAUGCAGUACGAAUAUACUUCAUCGAACAAGUUCAUGCGACCAAUAUCACCGAAUUGGCGGCCGAAAGUCAUGAAAGUCUCUUCGCUAACCAAGGAAGGACUGCCCCGAGCUGUGGGCCGUCAUGCAGGAGUUCCAUCAGACCAUGUUGAGAACGGGCGAGCUACUGGAAACGCGUCGCAAGCAGCAACGCGUUUGGAUGUGGAACUACAUCACUCAGCAUAUCAUGCAGGUGUUUCGCGAGGAUCCCCGAGUGAAACUAGCUCUUGCCAAUGGGUCUUGAUCUACUGGCGCAUUAUAAAGAAAUGCAAGUUAUCCGCUUAUAGCCGGAGGGCAGCAGCUGGCGUUACGACUGGAGUUUUCCGUUUUCCCUUUUUUAUAUUAGCAACUUGAUCCUGUUAGCCCGAGGAGCCCUGCUGGUGUGUUGAGAAGGAAUAAUUUCAUUCAUCGUUUCAAUUAGAAAGACGGAAUCAAAAUUUUCUUCUCGUGGAAACACUGGGAAACACCGAGAAUAAUAGAACCAAAAUAAAAGCUAUGACUAGGAAAACAGUAAAAGAUAUUCAACUAAAUAUCAGCAGAUAUAUGGCCAAGAAAAUUGUUGUUUUUCUUUUUUUCUUUAUUCAUUUAGUCUAAUACGUUAAAUCUAUGAUGAAAAAUUG